AAUUACUCAGUGACGUCAGUUUUUAGAAAUGUAAUGGCUACCGUAAUGGAAGCGUGAUUUGUUAUUUCCAUUUCUGCAAGACAAGAUAAUUCAGAAGCAGAUUGAAGAUGGCCCACUUUGUGUACCCAGCAGCCAAUCCGCAGCCAGCGGCAGCUUACCCAGCUGUACAGACGGCUUAUGUUGCUGCAGCACCACAAGCAGCUUAUGCCACGGCUGCGCCGCGAGCAGGACAAGCCUAUGAUAGCUACCAAACUGCUCAUGCAACGCCACAGUACGCAUAUACCACCAGGACACAGGUGGCAGUGACGCCUGCUGCGACGUACGACCAGAAAGCCUAUUAUCAACCUGCAGCUGCUGCUCAGGCGGCUGUAGCCUACACCGUAGCUGAGACUCAUUAUCAAGCUGUGCCGUGUUUUUCAGCGAACAAGCCCACCUAUACAUCAGGGGCCUACCAGUCUGCCCAGAGAGCUGUUGUGACGCCAAAGAGCCACACCCCUGUACAAGCCUCUAGUGCAGCCACUUACGUGUACCCUGCCAACACAAGUCAACCCGUGUCCACAUACAGUACUACAACGUAUGCUACCAAUACAACUGCCAGCGCAACCUACACAGGGAAAGCAAGUACAGGAGCUUCAAAUUACACUGCCUACAAGCAGACGGUUCAGCCAGUAGUAAUCAAAGGUUAUGAUGCAGCACUGUAUUCAGCAGCCACUUCAUACUACCAGCAACAGCAACAAGCUGCCAAGACCACAAACACCUGGCAGGUAAAGAAGGCGGGGCAGACAGGUAAAGCCAAGCCCAAGAUCCCUCCAAAGCAGCCUCAGCUCCACUACUGUGAUGUCUGUAAGAUCAGCUGUGCUGGGCCUCAGACUUACCGAGAACAUUUAGAGGGUCAGAAACACAAGAAAAAAGAAGCAGCAAUGAAGGCAGGCACCGCCUCCUCCUCUAGUGGACGUGGCAGUCAGAAUCAGCUGAGGUGUGAGCUCUGUGAUGUCACUUGCACUGGAGCUGAUGCCUAUGCUGCCCACAUCAGAGGAUCAAAGCAUCAAAAGGUCCUGAAACUACACACAAGACUGGGAAAACCCAUUCCCUCCACCGAUCCUGUGGUGGUCUCCCCAGCAGCCAGCGGAGCGUCAUCUGUCGCAAAGACUGCAAGCAAUACAUCCACAUCUACAGCCAGCGUUACAAAGCCAACUGUCAAAUCAAACAUCACUCCCAUUGCCACUACCAAAAAAGUCCUGUCAACUCCAAAGAUCACUUUCAUAGGUGGUACCCAGCUAAAAACUUUGGAUGUGAAAACAGUGGAGGUCAAAGUGGAGCCCACCUCCUCCAAGUCAGGGGAGAGUCUCAAUACAUCCGCAGCCUCAACAUCCAGUAAUGAUGAUAAAGAUGAUGAUGGAGAUCCGCUUAAUAUUCUUGGGGAAAAGGAUGUCACUCCUGUUGGACAUGAAUACAUUGAGGAAGUUAGAAAUGACCAGGGCAAGACUGUUAGUUUCAACUGUAAACUCUGUGAGUGCAAGUUCAAUGAUCCAAACGCCAAAGAGAUGCACAUGAAAGGAAGGAGACACAGACUGCAAUACAAAAAAAAGGUUGAUCCAAGUUUACAAGUGGAGGUUAAGCCAAGCAUCAGAGCACGUAAAAUCCAGGAGGAGAAAGUACGACGUCAGGCUCAGAAAGAAGAGUUCUGGCGAAGGAGAGAGCAAGAGCAGAGAUGGAGGGAAGAAAUGAGGAUGGAGGAGGAGAUGUACUGGGAGGAGCGGCGGCGCUAUGAGGAGCUGGAGUACUACGAGUGGCAGAGACAGGGUCGUCCCGGCAUGCCACCCCCACGACCCUACCCUCAUGGACCAGGGGGGCCCAUGGGAAUGAGAAGACCAGACUCCUCAGAUGACCGCCAUGUGAUGUCAAAACAUGCCAGUAUUUAUCCAAAUGAAGCUGAGCUGCAAGCAGUUCAGAAUAUUGUCUCUUUAUGUGAAAAGGCCCUGAAGAAUGUUUCAGACUUCCUGGCAGAAAGUGAUGCACCAAAGUCAAUGGAUAUAGAUAAAGUCAAAAAGGAGGAGAAAGGAGUCAAAAAGGAGAAGGAGGAGCCAAAAGAAGGAGAGAAGAAAGAAGAAUCGGCUGUUCCCAGGGUCCUGAAGGGAGUUAUGAGAGUUGGGGUUCUUGCCAAAGGUCUGCUUCUUCAUGGAGACCUUAAUGUCAACCUUGUGGUCUUAUGCUCAGAAAAGCCUACCAGGACAUUGCUGGAGAGAGUAGCAGAUGCUCUCCCUAAGCAGAUAGCUGCUAUCACUGAUGAGAAGUAUGAAGUUAAGCGAUGUGUGGAGGAAGCAGCCAUCAUAGUGUCCAGUGAGAGUGACCCCAAAACAUCCUGCUCUGUGACCUUGACCUCACCCGUUAUGAGAGAGACUCAGCUUGCUGAUGGAGAGACAUCCACUGUCACGGUUAAAGAUCCGCCAGAUGUUUUGGACAGGCAGAAAUGCCUGGAUGCCCUUGCAGCUCUACGACAUGCUAAAUGGUUCCAGGCUAGAGCCAACGGACUACAAUCCUGUGUUGUAGUCAUCCGGAUUCUGAGGGAUCUGUGUCAGAGAGUUCCCACUUGGACUCCUCUCAAUGAAUGGGCUAUGGAGUUGCUUGUAGAGAAGUGUGUAAGCAGUGGAGGGGCUAAUAUGAGUCCAGGAGAUGCCUUGAGAAGAGUGUUUGAAAGUAUCUCAUCUGGACUCUUACUGCCAGGUGGGCCAGGACUUUAUGAUCCAUGUGAAAAAGAUUCUGUUGAUGCUGCUUCAUCACUGACCAAUCAGGAGAGAGAAGACAUCACUGCUUCAGCUCAGCAUGCCCUGAGGUUGAUAGCAUUCAGACAAAUCCAUAAAGUUCUGGGAAUGGACCCACUGCCAGCCCCUAAACAUCUAAGACAGCGCAUGAACCCACGCAAACGUCGCCGCACAGACAGUGCCCCAGGAGAAGGGGAGGGAGAAGGUGAAAAGAAAGACAAGAAGGAAGAUGACGUGGACAUGUCUGAUGGAAAGUAGGAGUUGUUCAGAGAAAAAAUGGAAGAACGAUUGUGUGAAUUGGAACGAAUAUUUGUGUUGGAUAUUUUUUCUUAUGUUGUAUAAUUAUACUUGAAUUUAAAAAAAAAGUUUGUUUCUUUUUUAAAAUUGUACAAAUAUUUUGUUAAUAGGUGUAUUUCAAUUUCCCCCCCCCCCCCAAAAAAUAGUCCUUGUUUUAUUGCAAGGGUAGUUUUAUUUUAAAGCUGUUGAAGCUCAUCAGUUGAACAAGUUGCUUUCUUGGUGAAGCUUCCUGGUUUUGACAGUUUGUUUUGUGCGUAAGGAUAGAACAAGGGAUCAUGUUUUCAAAUUUUGAUACAUUUGUGUUUUUACAAUACUGCAAUUCAGAGUGCACUGGUGUCAGUUUUAGGAAGAUUCCCAGAAAGAAACAGUGAAUAUCUUCAUUUUUGAAGAAAUUAUAUUUAUGAUCAUGAACAAUAUUUUAGAAAUGUAUCAUUGUUUUAAAGGAACAUAACAUGUCAUCUAAUUGGAUACAGUCAAUAUGUCAUACAUACCUUGUGUAAAAGGACAAUCACAUUUAUUGAAUUGUAUUUCAAAACUAAAAAAAAAAUUACUAGUGUACCAUUUUUCGUCAGUUAAUAAAGUUUGUAGACUAAUGUGUACUUCA
Magallana angulata is the source of this 3663-nucleotide messenger RNA. Its product is annotated as zinc finger RNA-binding protein-like. Gene Ontology annotation, cellular component: precatalytic spliceosome. The record is from RefSeq and is a predicted model, not a curated record. Gene Ontology annotation, molecular function: double-stranded RNA binding; zinc ion binding; single-stranded RNA binding. Lineage: Eukaryota; Metazoa; Mollusca; Bivalvia; Ostreida; Ostreidae. The transcript has 24 exons. Bases 108 to 3020 code for a protein of 970 amino acids.